AUGGUGCUGCUGAAGAUGAAGUUCCCCUUUGAGAAGAGGGUGCAGCUGGCACAGGGCCUCUGGCUGCUUUCCUGGCUGGCCACCAUCGGAGCCUCCUUCACCUUCACCCUGGGGUGCUUCCUCAAGACGGAGCUGCGCCGGAGGAGUGAGGUGAUGGACAACACAGAGAUCCACGCCGUGCCCAAUACGCUGAUGAUGGUGGGCCUGGCCUGCAUGGGGAUCAACUUCUUCACCGGGCGGAUCUGCCUGGACGCCCUGGAGCCCGGGCGCUUCCCGCGCUGGAAGACCUUCCUGAAGCCCUUCUUCGGCUUCUCCAUCUUCAUCGCCUCCCUCAUGCUGGUGUCGGUCAUCAUGAGCUACGCCAUGAAGGGCAACCUGGAGUACUCGCUGAAGAUCGGGCUGAAGAACGGCAUCCGCUUCUACAAGGACACGGACACGCCGGGCCGCUGCUUCCAGAAGCAGACCAUCGACAGGCUGCAGAUGGAGUUCCGCUGCUGCGGCAACACCGACUUCAAGGACUGGUUUGAGGUGCAGUGGAUCAGCAACCGCUACCUGGACUUCAGCACGAAGGAUGUUAAGGACCGGAUCAAGAGCAAUGUGGACGGGCGCUACCUAGUGGACGGGGUGCCCUUCAGCUGCUGCAACCCCAGCUCCCCCAGGCCCUGCAUCCAGGAACACCUCACCAACAACUCCGCGCACUACAACUACGAUUACCAGACCGAGGAGCUCAACAUCUACAUCCGUGGCUGUAGGGAGGCUCUGGUCAACUACUACAUGGGUCUGAUGAACAGCAUCGGCGCAGGAGUGCUGUCCAUCUUCCUGGUCCAGGCAUCAGUGCUGGUGAGCCUGCGGUACCUGCAGACAUCCAUGGACGCUCUGGCCGGGCAGGAGAACAAUGAAAUAGAGACUGAGGGGUACUUACUGGAGAAAGGGGUGAAAGAGACCAUAAAGGAGUACCUGGACCCUGUCCUCAACGUGCUACUGAUCAACCAAGUGGAUGCGGCGGCAGAGAAAAAAGCAGAGGAGGGCACAUCUGCAACCGUCGCUGAAAAGCCGAAAUAA
Molecule: messenger RNA, 1062 nt
Organism: Conger conger (European conger)
Lineage: Eukaryota; Metazoa; Chordata; Actinopteri; Anguilliformes; Congridae
Product: RDS/peripherin-like protein xRDS35
Exons: 4
Coding region: 1-1062 (353 amino acids)
Biological process (GO): visual perception
Cellular component (GO): membrane
Source: RefSeq, a predicted model, not a curated record